AUGCCACUUCUAAUAAUUCUUCUAUACAGACAAUAUCGAAACCAGAGAAGUGGUAUUCCUACAAAUUGGCCAAUUCUUGGUAUGACUCCAAGUAUGCUUAUAAACAUCCACCGAAUCCAUGAUUAUGCCACCGAAUUGUUGCUACACAGCGGUGGUACCUUCAAGGGGAAAGGCCCUUGGUUUGCCAACAUGAACCCUCUCUUAAUCACCAAUCCUUUAGACGUCCACCAUGUUCUAACCAAAAACUUCAGUAAUUAUCCCAGAGGCGACACAUUUCGCAACAUCUUUAGAUUCCUGGGAGAUGGACUCAUCACUUCUGAUGGCAAGUUAUGGGAGAUCAACCACAAGGUCACCAUUUCCGCACUAAAGCAUGCCAGUUUUCAGGAUAUGUUAGAAACAGUUAUCUGGAAUAAAGUGGCAAACGGGCUUCUACCGAUACUUGAAUCCAUUUCUGAACAUCAUACCGAGGUGGAUUUGCAAGAUAUAUUUCAGAGGUUCACUUUCGACACCAUGUCCAAGGUACUACUUGAUAACGACCCCGAAUGCUUGUCUCUUGGUUUUCCUUACAACCCAUGUCUGAAAGCCUUCACAAAAGGUGAAGAAGCUUUAAUUCGAAGGGCUGUUACACCCCAAAGCCUUUGGAAACUGCAACAACUUCUGAGGGUGGGGAAAGAAAGUAAGGGUAACAGCGCAGGUUAUACUCUUAAUAAUUUUGUAUACAAGUGCAUAGCUCAAAAUCAAAAUGAUUUCGAUAACAUGAUCAAUGGCGAACAACAAGAAGGAAAAUUCAAAUUUUUUACAGCUCUCAUGAGAGCGUUAAAAGAUAUUCAGAGUGACACAUCGUUGCAUCCCACAAAAUUUAUAAGGGACGUAUUAAUCACUCUGAUGACUGCAGGAAAAGACAGCACUGUCAGCGCUCUCUCUUGGUUCUUUUAUAAUCUUGCGAGAAACCCAACUGUAGAAGGUAAGAUUCUUGACGAGAUUCACACACAUUUUGAGGGAAAAGUGGGCCAAAGAUGGAACGCAGAAGAGUUAGGUAAAAUGGUUUACCUUCAUGGAGCUUUAUGUGAAUCCUUAAGGCUAUUUUCUCCUGUUCCAUUUAACUACAAAUCUCCAUUGCGACCAGAUAUCCUUCCAAGUGGCCACCAAGUUGAUUUAAACACCAAGAUUAUUAUAUCUUUCUAUAGCAUGGGAAGGUUGAAAUCAGUAUGGGGUGAGGACUGCAUGGAGUUUAAGCCAGAAAGGUGGAUUUCUCAUAAAGGAGGAAUCAAACAUGAACCAUCCUACAAGUUCAGUACAUUUAGUUCUGGUCCGAGAACUUGUGUGGGUAAGAAGAUGGCUUUAACUCAGCUACAGAUAGUGUCUAGCAUAAUCAUUUACCAUUACCACAUUGAGUUGGUGGAAGGUCAUUCUGUGUUACCUGCAGGUUCUAUGGUACUUUCGAUGAAGCAUGGUCUCAAGGUGAAGUUAACUAAAAGAAGUGAAAUGAACUAA
Lactuca saligna is the source of this 1494-nucleotide messenger RNA. The record is from the annotation of a GenBank genome assembly. NCBI's taxonomy places the organism in Eukaryota, Viridiplantae, Streptophyta, Magnoliopsida, Asterales, Asteraceae.